Plectropomus leopardus (leopard coralgrouper) is the source of this 17438-nucleotide messenger RNA. Lineage: Eukaryota; Metazoa; Chordata; Actinopteri; Perciformes; Serranidae. The record is from RefSeq and is a predicted model, not a curated record.
AACAUCUCCCUCAUCAGAGAUAAAGCUGUGCGAGAUACCAUCUUAAACAUGACCUUGACAGCCCUUGCCCCUGAAUUUGAAGAUUUUGAGCCGGAAGACUUUCAGACGUGGUUUCAGAUCAAUUUGGCUCCUGUGAUGGCAAGCAUCCGCCCUGGCAACUUGACAGUGAUCCCCAGUAACAUCAGCUGUGAAUCCUACGCAGCUAUAAUCACUGGUUUUCGGCAAAGUUUGGAAUCUCUGCCAGUGCGCCUUUCAUCUGGUGUGAGAUCGAGCAAAAAGUUCCUCGAGAGGAGAUUCCCACGUUGCUCAGUUCCAGAUUCCUUCAUGUGCAAGGAGACCCAGGUUGAUGAGGACCUCAUCUGUGAGGGAGUUGAUAGCGACCGCAUGGAUUUUGCACUUUCUCUCGCCAGUUCCUCUGAAGCCCUUUGCAAUUUGACCCUCACUGAACAUGCCUGCUCCAUGGCCACGCAUCUGACAGCCAGCAACGUGGUCACAUUGAUGAAAUGCUCACUGGAAAGCCACAUGCCAUUACCUGUAGCGGUCUGGAAGCUUUUCUUUGAAAAAGCCUCCGCUGCACUAGAUGAGGCUCUUAUGACAUUUGCCACCAUGGCUCCCAACAACACCAACCCAUCCUUUUCACACGCCCUUGAGGCUCUCGGAGAAGUGAGAAUUGCCAAGUUGAGCCACUCCCAACUGCAGAACGCAUCCUUUGUCAGAAGCUUGUUCCAGACAAAUCUUCGUCCAUUUUUGGCCUCUCCAUCCCGGAACUUCCUCUUCUGCCUUAGCUCCAGGAACUUCAGCUGCCACACGUACCAGACUGUCACCCAGACAUUCAGCAGCCAAAUGGCAUACAUGGACAGAGAGAGUCAGCGCGCAGUCUACACUCAUUUCAUCAAGCCAUUCCUUUCAAGAAAUGACUCCUCAGAUCCUGGCUGUGUAUCAUUAUCCAGAGAUAGUCAAGAGUGGCUGGAGGAAAACCUUGCCGGAUUCGCAGCUUUUGCAACCCUGCAGGAUCUGCAAGCCCUUAAUGCCAACUUCUCAAGCGCCGAAGUCUUGUCAGUUCUCACUCCUACUCAGUUGGGACAGUUUGUACGGACUUUCGAGGCCUUGGAUGACACAGAACCAUUGGACCGUGUGUUUGACCGGCUCGAGGAGGGCAAUCCUCGAGAAAAUGUGGAGGAAUUCCUGACAGAGUUGACCGCAAAUGAAGAGGUCCCUGAUUUCCAACCCCUUGUGAGAGACCGUGUGAUGAACAGGACCUUCACCAUCAUCAGUCCCCAUUUCACAACGUUUGAGGAAGUCGACUGGAUUGACUUGUUUCAGCGGUUACUGGUUCCUCUCCUCCCGAGUUUCAAUGCGAUGAUGCUCGAGGUUGCAAUCUCAGACAUUAACUGCACAAACUAUCACGUUGUUGUGAGAGGGAUGGCCAGAGCUUUCCCUGAAAUGUCACCACAGAGACAGCAAGAAAUCACAGAAGUUCUGCUGGAUUACCUGCAAAAUUCUGCCAGCGUCAUCAACAAGCCAGUUUGCAGGCAGGGAAUUCAGAGUGACGCAGAAUUUCUUGAAGCAAACUUGGGUCCAUUUUCCGAAAGCAUACCACUCUCUGACCUCAAAUUCUUCAACCUUUCUGUGGCGACGCUUGUGGGCUCUCUCUCACCAAACCAGAGGGCCGAGCUGAUCCUGGAUCCAGAAAUCGGUGCUUUGGAGAAUGAGACCUUGGUAAGGGAGGUGUUCAAAAGCUUGACAGAGUCCCCUGACGACGAGCAGCUGGGGGAGUUUCUUGAGGCUUUUGCAACCAUCACCAAGCAGAGAAACAUCUCCCUCAUCAGAGAUAAAGCUGUGCGAGAUACCAUCUUAAACAUGACCUUGACAGCCCUUGCCCCUGAAUUUGAAGAUUUUGAGCCGGAAGACUUUCAGACGUUGUUUCAGAUCAAUUUGGCUCCUGUGAUGGCAAGCAUCCGCCCUGGCAACUUGACAGUGAUCCCCAGUAACAUCAGCUGUGAAUCCUACGCAGCUAUAAUCACUGGUUUUCGGCAAAGUUUGGAAUCUCUGCCAGUGCGCCUUUCAUCUGGUGUGAGAUCGAGCAAAAAGUUCCUCGAGAGGAGAUUCCCACGUUGCUCAGUUCCAGAUUCCUUCAUGUGCAAGGAGACCCAGGUUGAUGAGGACCUCAUCUGUGAGGGAGUUGAUAGCGACCGCAUGGAUUUUGCACUUUCUCUCGCCAGUUCCUCUGAAGCCCUUUGCAAUUUGACCCUCACUGAACAUGCCUGCUCCAUGGCCACGCAUCUGACAGCCAGCAACGUGGUCACAUUGAUGAAAUGCUCACUGGAAAGCCACAUGCCAUUACCUGUAGCGGUCUGGAAGCUUUUCUUUGAAAAAGCCUCCGCUGCACUAGAUGAGGCUCUUAUGACAUUUGCCACCAUGGCUCCCAACAACACCAACCCAUCCUUUUCACACGCCCUUGAGGCUCUCGGAGAAGUGAGAAUUGCCAAGUUGAGCCACUCCCAACUGCAGAACGCAUCCUUUGUCAGAAGCUUGUUCCAGACAAAUCUUCGUCCAUUUUUGGCCUCUCCAUCCCGGAACUUCCUCUUCUGCCUUAGCUCCAGGAACUUCAGCUGCCACACGUACCAGACUGUCACCCAGACAUUCAGCAGCCAAAUGGCAUACAUGGACAGAGAGAGUCAGCGCGCAGUCUACACUCAUUUCAUCAAGCCAUUCCUUUCAAGAAAUGACUCCUCAGAUCCUGGCUGUGUAUCAUUAUCCAGAGAUAGUCAAGAGUGGCUGGAGGAAAACCUUGCCGGAUUCGCAGCUUUUGCAACCCUGCAGGAUCUGCAAGCCCUUAAUGCCAACUUCUCAAGCGCCGAAGUCUUGUCAGUUCUCACUCCUACUCAGUUGGGACAGUUUGUACGGACUUUCGAGGCCUUGGAUGACACAGAACCAUUGGACCGUGUGUUUGACCGGCUCGAGGAGGGCAAUCCUCGAGAAAAUGUGGAGGAAUUCCUGACAGAGUUGACCGCAAAUGAAGAGGUCCCUGAUUUCCAACCCCUUGUGAGAGACCGUGUGAUGAACAGGACCUUCACCAUCAUCAGUCCCCAUUUCACAACGUUUGAGGAAGUCGACUGGAUUGACUUGUUUCAGCGGUUACUGGUUCCUCUCCUCCCGAGUUUCAAUGCGAUGAUGCUCGAGGUUGCAAUCUCAGACAUUAACUGCACAAACUAUCACGUUGUUGUGAGAGGGAUGGCCAGAGCUUUCCCUGAAAUGUCACCACAGAGACAGCAAGAAAUCACAGAAGUUCUGCUGGAUUACCUGCAAAAUUCUGCCAGCGUCAUCAACAAGCCAGUUUGCAGGCAGGGAAUUCAGAGUGACGCAGAAUUUCUUGAAGCAAACUUGGGUCCAUUUUCCGAAAGCAUACCACUCUCUGACCUCAAAUUCUUCAACCUUUCUGUGGCGACGCUUGUGGGCUCUCUCUCACCAAACCAGAGGGCCGAGCUGAUCCUGGAUCCAGAAAUCGGUGCUUUGGAGAAUGAGACCUUGGUAAGGGAGGUGUUCAAAAGCUUGACAGAGUCCCCUGACGACGAGCAGCUGGGGGAGUUUCUUGAGGCUUUUGCAACCAUCACCAAGCAGAGAAACAUCUCCCUCAUCAGAGAUAAAGCUGUGCGAGAUACCAUCUUAAACAUGACCUUGACAGCCCUUGCCCCUGAAUUUGAAGAUUUUGAGCCGGAAGACUUUCAGACGUUGUUUCAGAUCAAUUUGGCUCCUGUGAUGGCAAGCAUCCGCCCUGGCAACUUGACAGUGAUCCCCAGUAACAUCAGCUGUGAAUCCUACGCAGCUAUAAUCACUGGUUUUCGGCAAAGUUUGGAAUCUCUGCCAGUGCGCCUUUCAUCUGGUGUGAGAUCGAGCAAAAAGUUCCUCGAGAGGAGAUUCCCACGUUGCUCAGUUCCAGAUUCCUUCAUGUGCAAGGAGACCCAGGUUGAUGAGGACCUCAUCUGUGAGGGAGUUGAUAGCGACCGCAUGGAUUUUGCACUUUCUCUCGCCAGUUCCUCUGAAGCCCUUUGCAAUUUGACCCUCACUGAACAUGCCUGCUCCAUGGCCACGCAUCUGACAGCCAGCAACGUGGUCACAUUGAUGAAAUGCUCACUGGAAAGCCACAUGCCAUUACCUGUAGCGGUCUGGAAGCUUUUCUUUGAAAAAGCCUCCGCUGCACUAGAUGAGGCUCUUAUGACAUUUGCCACCAUGGCUCCCAACAACACCAACCCAUCCUUUUCACACGCCCUUGAGGCUCUCGGAGAAGUGAGAAUUGCCAAGUUGAGCCACUCCCAACUGCAGAACGCAUCCUUUGUCAGAAGCUUGUUCCAGACAAAUCUUCGUCCAUUUUUGGCCUCUCCAUCCCGGAACUUCCUCUUCUGCCUUAGCUCCAGGAACUUCAGCUGCCACACGUACCAGACUGUCACCCAGACAUUCAGCAGCCAAAUGGCAUACAUGGACAGAGAGAGUCAGCGCGCAGUCUACACUCAUUUCAUCAAGCCAUUCCUUUCAAGAAAUGACUCCUCAGAUCCUGGCUGUGUAUCAUUAUCCAGAGAUAGUCAAGAGUGGCUGGAGGAAAACCUUGCCGGAUUCGCAGCUUUUGCAACCCUGCAGGAUCUGCAAGCCCUUAAUGCCAACUUCUCAAGCGCCGAAGUCUUGUCAGUUCUCACUCCUACUCAGUUGGGACAGUUUGUACGGACUUUCGAGGCCUUGGAUGACACAGAACCAUUGGACCGUGUGUUUGACCGGCUCGAGGAGGGCAAUCCUCGAGAAAAUGUGGAGGAAUUCCUGACAGAGUUGACCGCAAAUGAAGAGGUCCCUGAUUUCCAACCCCUUGUGAGAGACCGUGUGAUGAACAGGACCUUCACCAUCAUCAGUCCCCAUUUCACAACGUUUGAGGAAGUCGACUGGAUUGACUUGUUUCAGCGGUUACUGGUUCCUCUCCUCCCGAGUUUCAAUGCGAUGAUGCUCGAGGUUGCAAUCUCAGACAUUAACUGCACAAACUAUCACGUUGUUGUGAGAGGGAUGGCCAGAGCUUUCCCUGAAAUGUCACCACAGAGACAGCAAGAAAUCACAGAAGUUCUGCUGGAUUACCUGCAAAAUUCUGCCAGCGUCAUCAACAAGCCAGUUUGCAGGCAGGGAAUUCAGAGUGACGCAGAAUUUCUUGAAGCAAACUUGGGUCCAUUUUCCGAAAGCAUACCACUCUCUGACCUCAAAUUCUUCAACCUUUCUGUGGCGACGCUUGUGGGCUCUCUCUCACCAAACCAGAGGGCCGAGCUGAUCCUGGAUCCAGAAAUCGGUGCUUUGGAGAAUGAGACCUUGGUAAGGGAGGUGUUCAAAAGCUUGACAGAGUCCCCUGACGACGAGCAGCUGGGGGAGUUUCUUGAGGCUUUUGCAACCAUCACCAAGCAGAGAAACAUCUCCCUCAUCAGAGAUAAAGCUGUGCGAGAUACCAUCUUAAACAUGACCUUGACAGCCCUUGCCCCUGAAUUUGAAGAUUUUGAGCCGGAAGACUUUCAGACGUUGUUUCAGAUCAAUUUGGCUCCUGUGAUGGCAAGCAUCCGCCCUGGCAACUUGACAGUGAUCCCCAGUAACAUCAGCUGUGAAUCCUACGCAGCUAUAAUCACUGGUUUUCGGCAAAGUUUGGAAUCUCUGCCAGUGCGCCUUUCAUCUGGUGUGAGAUCGAGCAAAAAGUUCCUCGAGAGGAGAUUCCCACGUUGCUCAGUUCCAGAUUCCUUCAUGUGCAAGGAGACCCAGGUUGAUGAGGACCUCAUCUGUGAGGGAGUUGAUAGCGACCGCAUGGAUUUUGCACUUUCUCUCGCCAGUUCCUCUGAAGCCCUUUGCAAUUUGACCCUCACUGAACAUGCCUGCUCCAUGGCCACGCAUCUGACAGCCAGCAACGUGGUCACAUUGAUGAAAUGCUCACUGGAAAGCCACAUGCCAUUACCUGUAGCGGUCUGGAAGCUUUUCUUUGAAAAAGCCUCCGCUGCACUAGAUGAGGCUCUUAUGACAUUUGCCACCAUGGCUCCCAACAACACCAACCCAUCCUUUUCACACGCCCUUGAGGCUCUCGGAGAAGUGAGAAUUGCCAAGUUGAGCCACUCCCAACUGCAGAACGCAUCCUUUGUCAGAAGCUUGUUCCAGACAAAUCUUCGUCCAUUUUUGGCCUCUCCAUCCCGGAACUUCCUCUUCUGCCUUAGCUCCAGGAACUUCAGCUGCCACACGUACCAGACUGUCACCCAGACAUUCAGCAGCCAAAUGGCAUACAUGGACAGAGAGAGUCAGCGCGCAGUCUACACUCAUUUCAUCAAGCCAUUCCUUUCAAGAAAUGACUCCUCAGAUCCUGGCUGUGUAUCAUUAUCCAGAGAUAGUCAAGAGUGGCUGGAGGAAAACCUUGCCGGAUUCGCAGCUUUUGCAACCCUGCAGGAUCUGCAAGCCCUUAAUGCCAACUUCUCAAGCGCCGAAGUCUUGUCAGUUCUCACUCCUACUCAGUUGGGACAGUUUGUACGGACUUUCGAGGCCUUGGAUGACACAGAACCAUUGGACCGUGUGUUUGACCGGCUCGAGGAGGGCAAUCCUCGAGAAAAUGUGGAGGAAUUCCUGACAGAGUUGACCGCAAAUGAAGAGGUCCCUGAUUUCCAACCCCUUGUGAGAGACCGUGUGAUGAACAGGACCUUCACCAUCAUCAGUCCCCAUUUCACAACGUUUGAGGAAGUCGACUGGAUUGACUUGUUUCAGCGGUUACUGGUUCCUCUCCUCCCGAGUUUCAAUGCGAUGAUGCUCGAGGUUGCAAUCUCAGACAUUAACUGCACAAACUAUCACGUUGUUGUGAGAGGGAUGGCCAGAGCUUUCCCUGAAAUGUCACCACAGAGACAGCAAGAAAUCACAGAAGUUCUGCUGGAUUACCUGCAAAAUUCUGCCAGCGUCAUCAACAAGCCAGUUUGCAGGCAGGGAAUUCAGAGUGACGCAGAAUUUCUUGAAGCAAACUUGGGUCCAUUUUCCGAAAGCAUACCACUCUCUGACCUCAAAUUCUUCAACCUUUCUGUGGCGACGCUUGUGGGCUCUCUCUCACCAAACCAGAGGGCCGAGCUGAUCCUGGAUCCAGAAAUCGGUGCUUUGGAGAAUGAGACCUUGGUAAGGGAGGUGUUCAAAAGCUUGACAGAGUCCCCUGACGACGAGCAGCUGGGGGAGUUUCUUGAGGCUUUUGCAACCAUCACCAAGCAGAGAAACAUCUCCCUCAUCAGAGAUAAAGCUGUGCGAGAUACCAUCUUAAACAUGACCUUGACAGCCCUUGCCCCUGAAUUUGAAGAUUUUGAGCCGGAAGACUUUCAGACGUUGUUUCAGAUCAAUUUGGCUCCUGUGAUGGCAAGCAUCCGCCCUGGCAACUUGACAGUGAUCCCCAGUAACAUCAGCUGUGAAUCCUACGCAGCUAUAAUCACUGGUUUUCGGCAAAGUUUGGAAUCUCUGCCAGUGCGCCUUUCAUCUGGUGUGAGAUCGAGCAAAAAGUUCCUCGAGAGGAGAUUCCCACGUUGCUCAGUUCCAGAUUCCUUCAUGUGCAAGGAGACCCAGGUUGAUGAGGACCUCAUCUGUGAGGGAGUUGAUAGCGACCGCAUGGAUUUUGCACUUUCUCUCGCCAGUUCCUCUGAAGCCCUUUGCAAUUUGACCCUCACUGAACAUGCCUGCUCCAUGGCCACGCAUCUGACAGCCAGCAACGUGGUCACAUUGAUGAAAUGCUCACUGGAAAGCCACAUGCCAUUACCUGUAGCGGUCUGGAAGCUUUUCUUUGAAAAAGCCUCCGCUGCACUAGAUGAGGCUCUUAUGACAUUUGCCACCAUGGCUCCCAACAACACCAACCCAUCCUUUUCACACGCCCUUGAGGCUCUCGGAGAAGUGAGAAUUGCCAAGUUGAGCCACUCCCAACUGCAGAACGCAUCCUUUGUCAGAAGCUUGUUCCAGACAAAUCUUCGUCCAUUUUUGGCCUCUCCAUCCCGGAACUUCCUCUUCUGCCUUAGCUCCAGGAACUUCAGCUGCCACACGUACCAGACUGUCACCCAGACAUUCAGCAGCCAAAUGGCAUACAUGGACAGAGAGAGUCAGCGCGCAGUCUACACUCAUUUCAUCAAGCCAUUCCUUUCAAGAAAUGACUCCUCAGAUCCUGGCUGUGUAUCAUUAUCCAGAGAUAGUCAAGAGUGGCUGGAGGAAAACCUUGCCGGAUUCGCAGCUUUUGCAACCCUGCAGGAUCUGCAAGCCCUUAAUGCCAACUUCUCAAGCGCCGAAGUCUUGUCAGUUCUCACUCCUACUCAGUUGGGACAGUUUGUACGGACUUUCGAGGCCUUGGAUGACACAGAACCAUUGGACCGUGUGUUUGACCGGCUCGAGGAGGGCAAUCCUCGAGAAAAUGUGGAGGAAUUCCUGACAGAGUUGACCGCAAAUGAAGAGGUCCCUGAUUUCCAACCCCUUGUGAGAGACCGUGUGAUGAACAGGACCUUCACCAUCAUCAGUCCCCAUUUCACAACGUUUGAGGAAGUCGACUGGAUUGACUUGUUUCAGCGGUUACUGGUUCCUCUCCUCCCGAGUUUCAAUGCGAUGAUGCUCGAGGUUGCAAUCUCAGACAUUAACUGCACAAACUAUCACGUUGUUGUGAGAGGGAUGGCCAGAGCUUUCCCUGAAAUGUCACCACAGAGACAGCAAGAAAUCACAGAAGUUCUGCUGGAUUACCUGCAAAAUUCUGCCAGCGUCAUCAACAAGCCAGUUUGCAGGCAGGGAAUUCAGAGUGACGCAGAAUUUCUUGAAGCAAACUUGGGUCCAUUUUCCGAAAGCAUACCACUCUCUGACCUCAAAUUCUUCAACCUUUCUGUGGCGACGCUUGUGGGCUCUCUCUCACCAAACCAGAGGGCCGAGCUGAUCCUGGAUCCAGAAAUCGGUGCUUUGGAGAAUGAGACCUUGGUAAGGGAGGUGUUCAAAAGCUUGACAGAGUCCCCUGACGACGAGCAGCUGGGGGAGUUUCUUGAGGCUUUUGCAACCAUCACCAAGCAGAGAAACAUCUCCCUCAUCAGAGAUAAAGCUGUGCGAGAUACCAUCUUAAACAUGACCUUGACAGCCCUUGCCCCUGAAUUUGAAGAUUUUGAGCCGGAAGACUUUCAGACGUUGUUUCAGAUCAAUUUGGCUCCUGUGAUGGCAAGCAUCCGCCCUGGCAACUUGACAGUGAUCCCCAGUAACAUCAGCUGUGAAUCCUACGCAGCUAUAAUCACUGGUUUUCGGCAAAGUUUGGAAUCUCUGCCAGUGCGCCUUUCAUCUGGUGUGAGAUCGAGCAAAAAGUUCCUCGAGAGGAGAUUCCCACGUUGCUCAGUUCCAGAUUCCUUCAUGUGCAAGGAGACCCAGGUUGAUGAGGACCUCAUCUGUGAGGGAGUUGAUAGCGACCGCAUGGAUUUUGCACUUUCUCUCGCCAGUUCCUCUGAAGCCCUUUGCAAUUUGACCCUCACUGAACAUGCCUGCUCCAUGGCCACGCAUCUGACAGCCAGCAACGUGGUCACAUUGAUGAAAUGCUCACUGGAAAGCCACAUGCCAUUACCUGUAGCGGUCUGGAAGCUUUUCUUUGAAAAAGCCUCCGCUGCACUAGAUGAGGCUCUUAUGACAUUUGCCACCAUGGCUCCCAACAACACCAACCCAUCCUUUUCACACGCCCUUGAGGCUCUCGGAGAAGUGAGAAUUGCCAAGUUGAGCCACUCCCAACUGCAGAACGCAUCCUUUGUCAGAAGCUUGUUCCAGACAAAUCUUCGUCCAUUUUUGGCCUCUCCAUCCCGGAACUUCCUCUUCUGCCUUAGCUCCAGGAACUUCAGCUGCCACACGUACCAGACUGUCACCCAGACAUUCAGCAGCCAAAUGGCAUACAUGGACAGAGAGAGUCAGCGCGCAGUCUACACUCAUUUCAUCAAGCCAUUCCUUUCAAGAAAUGACUCCUCAGAUCCUGGCUGUGUAUCAUUAUCCAGAGAUAGUCAAGAGUGGCUGGAGGAAAACCUUGCCGGAUUCGCAGCUUUUGCAACCCUGCAGGAUCUGCAAGCCCUUAAUGCCAACUUCUCAAGCGCCGAAGUCUUGUCAGUUCUCACUCCUACUCAGUUGGGACAGUUUGUACGGACUUUCGAGGCCUUGGAUGACACAGAACCAUUGGACCGUGUGUUUGACCGGCUCGAGGAGGGCAAUCCUCGAGAAAAUGUGGAGGAAUUCCUGACAGAGUUGACCGCAAAUGAAGAGGUCCCUGAUUUCCAACCCCUUGUGAGAGACCGUGUGAUGAACAGGACCUUCACCAUCAUCAGUCCCCAUUUCACAACGUUUGAGGAAGUCGACUGGAUUGACUUGUUUCAGCGGUUACUGGUUCCUCUCCUCCCGAGUUUCAAUGCGAUGAUGCUCGAGGUUGCAAUCUCAGACAUUAACUGCACAAACUAUCACGUUGUUGUGAGAGGGAUGGCCAGAGCUUUCCCUGAAAUGUCACCACAGAGACAGCAAGAAAUCACAGAAGUUCUGCUGGAUUACCUGCAAAAUUCUGCCAGCGUCAUCAACAAGCCAGUUUGCAGGCAGGGAAUUCAGAGUGACGCAGAAUUUCUUGAAGCAAACUUGGGUCCAUUUUCCGAAAGCAUACCACUCUCUGACCUCAAAUUCUUCAACCUUUCUGUGGCGACGCUUGUGGGCUCUCUCUCACCAAACCAGAGGGCCGAGCUGAUCCUGGAUCCAGAAAUCGGUGCUUUGGAGAAUGAGACCUUGGUAAGGGAGGUGUUCAAAAGCUUGACAGAGUCCCCUGACGACGAGCAGCUGGGGGAGUUUCUUGAGGCUUUUGCAACCAUCACCAAGCAGAGAAACAUCUCCCUCAUCAGAGAUAAAGCUGUGCGAGAUACCAUCUUAAACAUGACCUUGACAGCCCUUGCCCCUGAAUUUGAAGAUUUUGAGCCGGAAGACUUUCAGACGUUGUUUCAGAUCAAUUUGGCUCCUGUGAUGGCAAGCAUCCGCCCUGGCAACUUGACAGUGAUCCCCAGUAACAUCAGCUGUGAAUCCUACGCAGCUAUAAUCACUGGUUUUCGGCAAAGUUUGGAAUCUCUGCCAGUGCGCCUUUCAUCUGGUGUGAGAUCGAGCAAAAAGUUCCUCGAGAGGAGAUUCCCACGUUGCUCAGUUCCAGAUUCCUUCAUGUGCAAGGAGACCCAGGUUGAUGAGGACCUCAUCUGUGAGGGAGUUGAUAGCGACCGCAUGGAUUUUGCACUUUCUCUCGCCAGUUCCUCUGAAGCCCUUUGCAAUUUGACCCUCACUGAACAUGCCUGCUCCAUGGCCACGCAUCUGACAGCCAGCAACGUGGUCACAUUGAUGAAAUGCUCACUGGAAAGCCACAUGCCAUUACCUGUAGCGGUCUGGAAGCUUUUCUUUGAAAAAGCCUCCGCUGCACUAGAUGAGGCUCUUAUGACAUUUGCCACCAUGGCUCCCAACAACACCAACCCAUCCUUUUCACACGCCCUUGAGGCUCUCGGAGAAGUGAGAAUUGCCAAGUUGAGCCACUCCCAACUGCAGAACGCAUCCUUUGUCAGAAGCUUGUUCCAGACAAAUCUUCGUCCAUUUUUGGCCUCUCCAUCCCGGAACUUCCUCUUCUGCCUUAGCUCCAGGAACUUCAGCUGCCACACGUACCAGACUGUCACCCAGACAUUCAGCAGCCAAAUGGCAUACAUGGACAGAGAGAGUCAGCGCGCAGUCUACACUCAUUUCAUCAAGCCAUUCCUUUCAAGAAAUGACUCCUCAGAUCCUGGCUGUGUAUCAUUAUCCAGAGAUAGUCAAGAGUGGCUGGAGGAAAACCUUGCCGGAUUCGCAGCUUUUGCAACCCUGCAGGAUCUGCAAGCCCUUAAUGCCAACUUCUCAAGCGCCGAAGUCUUGUCAGUUCUCACUCCUACUCAGUUGGGACAGUUUGUACGGACUUUCGAGGCCUUGGAUGACACAGAACCAUUGGACCGUGUGUUUGACCGGCUCGAGGAGGGCAAUCCUCGAGAAAAUGUGGAGGAAUUCCUGACAGAGUUGACCGCAAAUGAAGAGGUCCCUGAUUUCCAACCCCUUGUGAGAGACCGUGUGAUGAACAGGACCUUCACCAUCAUCAGUCCCCAUUUCACAACGUUUGAGGAAGUCGACUGGAUUGACUUGUUUCAGCGGUUACUGGUUCCUCUCCUCCCGAGUUUCAAUGCGAUGAUGCUCGAGGUUGCAAUCUCAGACAUUAACUGCACAAACUAUCACGUUGUUGUGAGAGGGAUGGCCAGAGCUUUCCCUGAAAUGUCACCACAGAGACAGCAAGAAAUCACAGAAGUUCUGCUGGAUUACCUGCAAAAUUCUGCCAGCGUCAUCAACAAGCCAGUUUGCAGGCAGGGAAUUCAGAGUGACGCAGAAUUUCUUGAAGCAAACUUGGGUCCAUUUUCCGAAAGCAUACCACUCUCUGACCUCAAAUUCUUCAACCUUUCUGUGGUGACAGCAAUUGACGCUCUCUCUUCAACACAAAAAGCUCAAUUUCUCCUUGAACCAAACAACUUGUCAAAUGAAACCCUUGUGAGGCUUGUCUUCACAGAACUUACUGCAUCAUCAGAUGUGGAAGACUUCGGCUCUUUCUUUGAUGAAUUUGGUCGUGGUGCUUUAGAGCAAAACUUGACCGCCAUUGACCCAAGAGUGCGUGAAACCAUCUUAAAUCUCACCCUAACUGCACUUGGACCAAAACUAUCUAUGCUAGAUGCUGAGGGGGUCAAGUUAUGGUUCCAGGUCUACCUACCUCUUUUCCUUCCAGGCAUUCAGUCAAGCACUUUAGAAAUCAUUCCACGUGAUAUCAGUUGUGACUCAUAUCAAGAGAUUGUCAAGGGUUAUGACAGUGUUUUCACUCAACUCUCCACGAGGCAGACCCAACAGGUUUUCAUGUUCAUAAAGGACUAUCUUCGGAGACAUUCCUCAUCAGGUUUUGCCUGCGUUGAAGCUCUAAAUGAUGACAGACGUUGGCUCGUAGACAACUUUGGUCGAUUCCUUGUGCAUGCCUCCUACAUGGACUUUGUGACCUUAAAGAACAAUUUCAAUGGAGUGGAGGUUGCAGAUCUUCUUUCUCUCAGUCAGCUGACCGACCUCGCAGCAACUCCCUCACAGCUAAAGACCAUGCAAGAUGUGAAAGAAAUCAUGACAGUCAUUGACCCUGUUGACUUUGGGGCUUUCUUUGACACAGUCUCACCGGCCAUUGAGGAACACCCACUCAACUACUCAGUAGAGGUGAAAUCUGCCUUCCUCCAAGAAGUAAUUGACAAUGGGGAUCUGUCCUCUUCAGUCAUCAAUGAUACAGAGUUCCUGCAGUGGCUCAGGGUUCGACUGAGCCCUCUGGUGGUUAACCUCUCUUCGAGCCUGGUGACACCCUUAUUUGACAUUGGGAAUAACAGGAGUUGUAACAGCAGCCAAGAGUUGAUUAAAUUGCUGGACGCACAACACUUGACAUUCAGCAAUGACACCCAAAGGGAGAUCCAUGAUAACAUCCUCUACUUCCUCCAAGGUCCACCACCCCUCAAGUGUUACACCAGUGGAAGCUUCUACAUCUACUUGAGAGACACUUUCCUCAGAUUUGAUUUUCCAAACUUGUCCAUGUUCACGUCUCUUCUGCCAGAGAAACGCCAGUCAGAGCUCUUAAAUACCAUCAGCACCUCAGAGCUGAAUCAGCUCCUCAGUCAACCCAAUGUGAUUGAUGAAGACUCUGACAUCUGUGUCAUCUUAAACAACUACCAAAACACCACUUCCUUCCUUGAAACGGAGGAUGUUGCAGAUGAUGUGAGACAGGUGAUCCUGCCUUGUGUUUGGCCUUUGGCACUGAGGAGCGACAGCAGAGCUGAGGUUCAUGCCUGGUUUGAGCGACGGUUGCCAAACUAUCUCAGAUUCCUCACCAAAAGCCUCAUCAGUGCCAACGAAGUGCAGAAUGCUUCAUGUUUUGCCUUCCAGGAAUUUGUCUCUGUGUUGGGAAAUAACUUCACAUACAAUUCUGAGUUUGGACGGGGUGAUGUAUAUGACACCAUCCGGACCUACUUAACUGGCUCUGAAGCCAGAUGCUUCAGUACCAGUGACCCAGAACUAAAUUCCACUGCCUGGUUUGUUAAUAACAUCGGCACUUUUGUGACGUUUGUCACUGUGGAUGAUCUCACCACCUUUACCUCCACCAGUCAAGCUGAAGUGUUCUUAACGGACAAAGCCAACCUGGAGCUCUUUGACAACCCAGCAAUCCCAGAAGAUGUAACUGAACUGUACAUCUUUGAGCUUUAUGAAAUCAACCCAACCUUCAGCCCUCUGAAGCUUCCAGGUUCCUUCCUGUGCUUCAGUGAAGUCCCAAGUUCAGCAUAUUCUGCUGCAAAUGAAGAUGACAUCCUACCCAUCUUGACUGAGCUGGAGCAAUUCUGUAAUGGAACAAAUGAUCCUGAGGUAUCUGCAGCUCUGGUAUCCAACAUCAAGACCUUCACGGCAGAUACGUUUGAGAAACUGGGCAAUUCUAGCACAGGCUUGACCAGUAGCCAGAUCACUUCGGUUUCCCCAGUAGUGCUGGUUUCCUCUUUGCCCACCCUGGGUUCAGUCGGCAACUGGAACCAGGAGCAGGCCACUACAAUCGUCCAAACCAUCACUGCCUCAGGCUUCCAGAUCAACAGUGGAGACUCCCUGGAAUCCCUCGGCACACUGGUUGCUGGAGUUUCUUCAGACUCAAUCGAAAAAAUCCCAGCUGCUGAGCUUACUACCAUUGCCCAGAGCAGCACCUUCGUUUCCAACAUGCUGACAGCCCCACAAAUCGUCCAGCACACCUUCACCCAGCAGAUCAUUUCUGUGGACACAGCACCAGCCAGCGUGGUGCAGAAUGUCCCUGAUGCCUUGGCAAGUGAGAUCCCACCUUCCCUGCUCCUUUUCUCCGAGGAGACUGUGGAUAUUAGCGUGCUUAACAAAAAGGAAUGGACGUCAGAUCAGGCUGCCAUGUUUUUUGACACACUUGGUGAAACAGACUUUGACAUCGAAGAACUUAAUCCACCUGUGCUGCAAGGCUUCACAUGCACAACAGUCCAAAAAAUGACAAAAAACAGGAUCAAUGAGCUGAUCCAUGCCAGCAGGCCAAGGAAAGGCAGGGCUAAAGUGAAGUUGGAUGAGUCACAGCUGACGUGCAUGUACAACCUGCUCGAUGGAAGAAUCUCCCAGAACUUCACAGAUUAUCCCUCAGACAUGCUGCUCUACCUAAACACCAAAGAUGUGGAGAAAGCCAACUGCAAGUCAUACUUUUCCGCAAUGGGUGAUGCAGACUUCUCUGUGACCUCCAGCAUUUUGAACAGGAACUCACUGCUACUCAGUGACGCCAGGACCUGCUUGGGUAUAAGUGGUGUGAAUCUGAGCAGCGAUAACCUGGAGGUGCUGGGAAACAUGGCCUGCACUCUGGACAGUUCUUACAUCCAGAACUCUGAUCCUCUCAUUCUGGAAAAACUCAAAGCCUGCAAGGACUUCUCUGCCAGCCAGAUUACUGCCAUGGAGACACAGCUGCUGUCUGGGAACACACGAUAUGGCAAAGUCAGCACCUGGAACAGGACAACUCUGGAAAAUCUUCAGGACCUACCUCUGUAUUUAACAAGAAACAUCUGGGACGAGCUCAGAUCUUCAACAAGGAGAAGGUUCCUUAAGAUCUUCAUGCGCAAACUGAGGAAAGAAAACACAGAGAAGACUAAGCUCAAGGAUCUGUUUCAAGAGGUCAACAUUGUCAGGGCCAAACGAGGAGCAGGCUGCACUGUUGGUGAUAUAACCGAGGUGACAGUCAAAGACGAUUCUUUCCCCAUUGGCUACACCGCAUCGCAAUUUGACCUCUGCUUGGACCUCCCUAUCCUGAGGGAUAACCUGAACACUAUCUGUGAGAAAGUGGAUGCCGAUGAAUAUCAGAAAAUCAUUCUAGCGAAACUCAACCAGUUCCAGGCAUACCCUUCGGAUGUUCCUGAGGAUAAAGUUCAGGUGCUCAAUUCAGUGUCUCGUGUGGCAUCACUUGACGACAUCUCCAAGUGGACCAUCACCAAAGCUGACACACUAGCAGCCCUAAUGAAAUCUGGGGAUGGAUCAUGGGAGGCAGAAAAGAGCAAAGCAAUCAUCACCAAGUACCUGGGUGCUUCUGGGAACUCCCUGGGCAGCACUGAGCUGAACAGUAUUGGUUCCAAUGUGUGCUCAUUAGACACCAGCACGCUGAGGACCAUCACCCCAGAGAGCAUCAGAAAUGCCAAUCCUCUGGACCUGACGUCGUGUUCAUUGGAACAGAAGAAAGUCCUGUAUGAGAUCAGUAAAACGGCCUUCAGCUCGCUGAAUUCUAAUCCCACUGCCUAUUACAAUUCAAUUAAGCCUUAUCUAGGCGGGGCACCUCUGGAAGAUAUAGUACAACUGUCAACCCAGGGCAUCAGUAUGGACAUUGCCACUUUCGCUAGUCUGGAUCCAGACGUAAUCUCUAAAUUGAGCGUGGACCAAGUGAGAGGCCUCGUUGGUAGCCAUCUACAAGAUCUGAAGUUGUUUGAGAACGAUGCUGCAGUUGAGAGAUGGAGAAACUUGCAGACACAGGAAAACCUGGACAAACUGCAAAUAGGCCUAACCACCAUCAGAACCACCCUGACCACUGCACCCCCUGGCACCGCUGCAACAACUGUGCCUGGCACCGCUGCAACAACUGUGCCUGGCACCGCUGCAACACCCGGCACUACUACAACACCCGGCACUACUACAACACCCCUGCCUGGCACCCCUGCAACUCCCGGCACUACUGCAAAACCCGGUACCACCAACGCUGCUACAGCUGCUACAGCAACAACACAAGAAAACACAGCGACUGCUGUCACUGCAGGGGUAACACCAGAAAAUACCACAAGUGGGGGAGCACAGCUUGUAGGACACCCAGCAUCCAUAUCCCUGGCUGCUCUGCUGACAACUGUGCUGCUAAUACUUCAACAACUAGCCUAAAUCCAUCCGUCACUUACUAGUCAUGUUAAUCAAUUAACAGUGACUAUUACAUUUUUAAUACAUUUUCAGUUAGCUAUCUAUUAAAAUGAUCUAUUAUUAUAUCUAUUAUAAAGGGAAUUGGUUUAUUGCUAUUGCUUAAUUCCUGCUUCACUCUAUGACAUAAUGUUGUAAAGUUACAUUAUUGAACAAUCACAGGAAUUAGAAUAAUAUGUUUUUAGUGGUGAUCUGGGGCUAUUUUCUUCAUACUAGUGUUUUGAAAUUAUAUUCUGCUAAUAUUAAAAUGUAUGCUCAAUCAUUAUUAAAAGCUAAAGUUAAAUAAAUUAAAAAUAAAUUAGAAUAAAUUAAAAAUAAAUCUUUCAAAUUGCUUGCAUUAUAUACAAUCAUUAUUUAAACUGCUAUUCCUGAAAUGAAUAAAGACAUAAUAAAUA